AUGUUGAUGACGCAGGUCCGGCAUUGGGAUUUUUUUGUGCUGAGCAUUUUGGUGGUGAUGCAUUUGGCAAACUUCUCGACCACUGAUAAAAUGGCAAAACUUUUGGCUGGAAAGUUUGGCGUUAUUACUGUGAGCUUCAAGUCAUCACUAGGCUCGAAUGUUAAGCUGAGUGAUUUGUUUUCUUUUUUCAAAGGUGGUGGUAGUGGACUUGGACGUGCCAUCUGCAACCGCCUGGCCGAACACGGCGCGAAGCUUAUUGUCGUGGACAAAUUCCCGAAAUCUGCUGAGGAUGUUUGCGCUAAACUCCCAGCUCCUACUGAGGGGAAGCACGUUCCUUUCGUAUGUGACGUUGCACACAUGUCUGAAGUGAAGAAACUGUUCGAGUUUGCGUCCAAACAGCACAGCACUCCCCCGAAUGUGGUUGUCAAUUCGGCUGGUAUCAUCAGGGAUGCGGAGGUGCUGAAAAUGACCGAGGAACAAUGGGAUGAAGUGCUCAACAUCAAUCUGAGGGGAACCUUCCUGGUCACCCAAAUCUUCGCGCGAGCAGCUGUGGCAAGCAAUACUCCUCAGUCGAUUAUCAACAUCGCGUCGAUUAUCGGCAAAAUGGGUGCAGCUGAACGGGUGAACUACGCAGCUUCUAAGUCCGGCGUGAUUGGUUUCUCGAAAUCAACGGCAGCCGCAUUGGCUAGGACUAGUGUUCGUGUGAACUCUCUUCUUCCCGGUUACAUCAUCUCGCCUAUGACUGAUGGCAUCGAGGACAAGAGACUCGUUCUGAAUGAAUGUUUCGUUUUGAAUGAAUUCAAGGAAGUCAUGUUGUUCACAUACUCACCGUUUAUCACCUGCUCAUUUCAGUUGCUGAAAGCGGCUUGUGAAAAAAUUCCUAUGGGACGUAUGGGUAAGCCAGAAGAGAUCGCGGAUGCUGUACUGUACUUGGCAUCGGAUCUUUCGUCAUAUGUGACAGGUACAGCGUUGGAAGUGGCUGGUGGACUUGGCAUGUGA
Molecule: messenger RNA, 999 nt
Organism: Anisakis simplex (herring worm)
Lineage: Eukaryota; Metazoa; Nematoda; Chromadorea; Rhabditida; Anisakidae
Source: the annotation of a GenBank genome assembly